AUGUCGCACCGCGGCGCGAGACGCGCGCUCGCGGCCGCGCUCGCCGCGUCGAUACCCGCGACCGCGCGUCCCGUCGCGGACGCCGCCGGCGCGCGCGUCGUUCGCGCGAGACGCGCGUCGACGCUCGAGACGAGCGGCGCGCGUCGUCGCCCCGAGCCAUCAUCAUCGCGCGUCGGCGGCGUCGCGCUCGCCUCCGCGGCGGCGGCCGCCGCCGCCGCCGCCGCCGCCGCGGCCGCCGCCGCCGCCUCUCCCGCGGACUGCCGCGAGUGCGUCGCGAUCGGCUCGCUGCCGUACGACGCCGCGGAGCGCGUGCAGGGAUGGCUAUUCGCCGCGGGCGCGAGCCUCCAUCGCGUGGAGAUCCGCCCGAUCGACGCGGGCGCGUCGGGCGGGCACGCGGAGGACCACGGCUUCGGGCUCUUCGUGAAGAAGAACGAGGACGACGCGAAGAACGCGGAGGAGAGCGAGACUCAGAAAACGUCGAGCGCCGCCGGCGCCGCCGCUUGGCUCUUCGGCGGCGGCGCGAAGCCCGUCGUCCUCGCGUCCGUGCCGAUGCGACUCGCCGUCUCCGCGGACGCCGCCGCGAAUCACGACACGCCCGCGGGCGCCGUCUUCCGCGAGAUGCUCGAGUCGGGGGAGAUCGACGAGAGGCUCGCGGUGAUGCUCCUGCUCAUCGUCGAGCGUCGCCGCGGCGAGGGGUCGCCCAUCAAGGCGUACGUCGACGCGCUGCCAAAGCCGGGCGAGCACAAGACGCCGCUGUUCUACGACGCGAACGAGAUGAAAGCGCUGCGGGGCACCAACUUGCACCGCGCGGUGAGCGCGCAGAGGCGGCGGCUCGCGAGCGUUCUGAAGGACAGCGCGAUCCCCGCGGGGAAGAAGUUGAUGAGAGCGGUGGCGUCGCACGUCCCGCCCGAGGAGAGGGAGAAGAAGACGGGAGGGGGAUGGUUACCCUGGUGGCUCGGGGGCGGAAACGGAAAGCGAGAUUUAAGGCGUCGACGCGCGACGAAACCGUCCGCGAAGCCGAUCACGAUGGACGAGUUCCUCUGGGCGUACGCGACGUUCUGGUCCAGAGCGCUCGCGCUGCCGAUCGGCCCGGACCCUGAAGCGUCCGGCGCGGUCGAGGCCAUCGUCCCCGGGAUAGACUUCGCGAACCACUCGUGCGCGAGACCCAACGCGCGGUGGGCCGUCGCGAACGCUUCGGGAAGAGAAGGCGCGACCGCGGGGGAGCCGACGGUGACGCUCGAGUGUUUGAGCGUCCCGGGGCCGGGGGAGGAGGUGUUGAUAUCCUACGGAGAUAAACCGAACGAGGAGCUGCUCUUCGUGCACGGGUUCGCGGAGAGGGAGAACCCGCACGACGCGCUCGUGUUGCAUCCGCAUUGGAUGAAGCACGCGGACGACGACGACGACGGCGGCGGCGGCGGCGGCGGCGGACCCGGGAAGAAGACGUUCGACGAGACGACGGCGGAGGGCCGGGCCGCCGCGGAGCUCGACGCGGAGGUCAGAGGCGCGCGGCUGACGCUGAGCCGCGUCCGCGGGAUCCCGCUGCAGGUGAUCCUUCCUCAACACCCGCCGCCGGGGGGGUUGAAGGAUCUUCCGACGGACGUCGUGCGGACGUUGGAGGUGUGGGGGUUCACGCCGGAAGCGCUCGAGGCGGAGCUCCACGCGUCCUUCGGCGGCGCGAUCGAGGGAAACGAAGAGGCGGCGAAGGCGGGGGGGGUGCGCGGCCGGCCAGACGCGGCGGCGCGGAAAACGGCCGCGAUCGAGGGGUUAAAGCUCGCGCUGGAAGCGCAGAACGCGAGGAUGGACGCCGCGACCGGGAUGGGCGGCGGCGGCGGCGGCGGCGCGGAGACGUCGGCGCCGGCGGGGAGCCGAAAAGCCAUCGCGGCGGCGGUCGCCGCGGCGAGCUCGCGGAGGGUCGACGAGGUCGUCGCCGCGGACCCGCUCGCGCCCGCGGUCGCGAGGCAGGCUGCGGUGUAUCGAAGCGGCGUCGCGAGGAUGACGAGGCGGUACGUGGACGAGGUGAGCAAGUGGCGAUGA
Messenger RNA from Micromonas pusilla CCMP1545, 2034 nucleotides. RefSeq lists its product as uncharacterized. Gene Ontology annotation, molecular function: protein-lysine N-methyltransferase activity; protein binding. The record is from RefSeq and is a predicted model, not a curated record. Gene Ontology annotation, biological process: peptidyl-lysine monomethylation. Lineage: Eukaryota; Viridiplantae; Chlorophyta; Mamiellophyceae; Mamiellales; Mamiellaceae. The coding region runs from base 1 to 2034 and encodes 677 amino acids. The transcript has a single exon.